Molecule: messenger RNA, 2299 nt
Organism: Varroa destructor (honeybee mite)
Lineage: Eukaryota; Metazoa; Arthropoda; Arachnida; Mesostigmata; Varroidae
Product: eukaryotic initiation factor 4A-III
Molecular function (GO): nucleic acid binding; ATP binding; RNA helicase activity
Source: RefSeq, a predicted model, not a curated record
AUAAGCACGAACAUGGCAUACCGAGGCAAAAAACAGAGUCCAGAUGAAGCUAUGGCCAACCUCGAGUUUGAAACUAGCGACGGUGUUGAGCUCUGGUUAAUGUUUAUAGCUGCCGAGGUGAUCCGAGGGGCUGACCAUGGACAGUCCUAAUAAUGAUGCUUGAAUGACGCCAAAAAUACGAAAAUAGAGGUGAUUAAUUCUUUCGACGCAAUGGGGCUUCGUGAGGACCUCUUGCGUGGCAUUUAUGCCUAUGGAUUUGAGAAACCUUCAGCUAUUCAACAACGUUCAAUUGCACCAAUCGUAAGUAAACGCGAUGUCAUUGCUCAGUCACAAUCCGGAACCGGAAAAACUGCCACAUUCUCGAUCGGUGUUCUUCAGUCACUUGAUACGCAAGUUCGUGAGACACAGGUUUUGAUACUUUCACCGACACGUGAAUUGGCCCUUCAAAUCCAGAAGGUCAUAUUAGCGUUAGGUGAUUACAUGUCUGUACAAUGCCAUGCGUGUAUUGGAGGAACGAAUCUUGGCGAGGACAUCCGCAAAUUAGAUUAUGGCCAGCAUGUUGUUAGUGGAACGCCUGGCAGAGUUUAUGAUAUGAUUAAGAGACGUAAUCUGCGCACCAGAGGGAUUAAAAUGCUGGUAUUAGACGAAGCCGAUGAAAUGCUCAACAAGGGUUUCAAAGAACAAAUCUACGACGUCUACCGUUAUCUACCCCCCGGCACACAAGUAGUUCUUAUCUCUGCUACGCUUCCUCAUGAAAUUCUCGAGAUUACCAACAAAUUUAUGACUGAUCCCGUGCGCAUUCUCGUGAAACGUGAUGAAUUGACACUCGAAGGCAUCAAACAGUUCUUCGUAGCGGUAGAACGUGAGGAGUGGAAAUUUGAUACACUUUGCGACCUUUAUGAUACAUUAACGAUUACACAAGCCGUUAUUUUCUGUAAUACGAAACGCAAAGUAGAUUGGCUCUCUCAGAAGAUGCUAGAGGCAAACUUUACAGUGAGCUCGAUGCAUGGUGACAUGCCGCAAAAGGAACGUGACGCUAUCAUGAAAGAGUUUCGCGCAGGAAGCACUCGAGUCCUCAUCACGACGGACAUUUGGGCCAGAGGAAUCGACGUACAACAGGUCUCCCUUGUCAUUAAUUAUGAUCUACCGAACAAUCGAGAACUGUAUAUUCACCGCAUUGGACGUUCAGGCCGUUUUGGCCGUAAAGGUGUAGCUAUUAAUUUCGUUAAAAGUGACGAUAUUCGAAUCUUACGUGACAUCGAGCAGUAUUAUGCUACGCAGAUUGACGAAAUGCCCAUGAACGUCGCCGACCUCAUCUAAACACCAAAUAGUAACACUUAAUCUCAGAGAGAAAGUUUACUCAAAUCUCAAAAGAUGCAUACUGCCGUAUGGCAGCGUAAAGUUUAAUUUUAUAUGGUGUAUGUGUUGAUAAAAAAAAGCAAGCUCGUUACUUUGAUUGGCCUAAGCUGGCCCAUUAUUAUUUUGUAUAAUGUUGUGAAAACUACAAAUUAUCAUACUACAUGUAAACCAUUUUUAAGUUAGCGAGAAAUCAAAGAAGCAUGGACUCGCGCGAUUUUUUUGUGUGUAAGUGGAAUAUACUUCAAUUUAUAAUGCACCGUAAUUGGGUGAAAGAAAAACCUAGUGGGUAGCUGCCGCCUGACAAGAACAACGAUACUUAUAUUGUAUAUUGCGCUAUGAGUGACAACACAAAUUAUGUAAUAAGUACACUCGGCUAUUGUAAUAAAUACUAUUCACGAAACAAAUACAAGCGCUUUUUUCUCCCUAAAUGAAUUUAAUCGACUCUUCAGUGUGUAUACUUCCAUGAUAAUAAAAGUGUAGAUUGUUGGAAUUAAGCGUGGAAGUUUAGCACGGAAUGAUGAAUGGCGGAAGGUAGAAGAAAUGCCUAGUUUGUUUUUUAACGAAGUUUUUGCAAAACGUAAUUUUUGAAAAUGAAGAUUCCAUUGUAACUCCCUGAAAGCAUAUUUUGGUUUACGCUGUAUGGUAGUCAACACAAUUAACUCUGUUCAUAUUAUGCACAAAUGUUUCCCAUGUGGCCCUAGUACUCGAAAGCCUCGAAACUCGAAGACUACGUUUUGCUUGCCUGAAUAUAAUCACAUAUUCGAAUAACAGCCUUACACUUAUUUUUUGGCGCUUGCUAAAUAUAAAAAAAUGUAGUGCAAUUGCGGUUGUGCAUUUUUAACUUAGUUCAUAGCAUUGGCCAUGUAUGCAAAUAAAAAUAUUAGAUAUGAGUUAAUAGGCUCAAUAAACCGCACUUGGGCUUUUGGCCUACAGAACUCUA